AAAGAAGAAGCAGAUCGAAACAAAUUACAACCACGGUGAACUGAAACCCUUCCGGGCAUAAAUCUUGGGUAGUUGGGUUAAAUCUUUGCUUCACCGGGAAAGUAUCUUAGAAAUUAUAUCUCUGGAUGAUGAAGACGAGAUUUCUGGAUUGGUAUUUGAAGAUCGCGAUUGGAUCGGCUAUUAUCGGCGGAGGCAUGGAAUUCUUCAUGAUCAAGACUGGUUUCUACGACAAGGUUACUGUAAUAGAAGCAGAGAGACGGGCGUUGGAAAAUUCUCCUGAAGCUCAAGCCAUCAGAGAAGCUCUUAAUCCUUGGAGGAACAAGGACGCAGAAACAAGCAAAACCCCAUAAAUCAUUCAAGGAGCUCUUUAAUUCUCGUUUAAGUUCAUUUCACUCUCAAAACUUUCGCAAAUGCUGCUUCAGUUUCUUACUGCUUGAAAGUUCAAUAUUUCAUUUUAGUAUUUUUUGCCAAAUGCUAAGUGCAGCAUCUCCUGACCCAUGUUACCAAGAUAGGAGAUGUUUAUAUAUUAAGGUCAAACCAUCAAAGAUUCUUAAGUCUUGUGUAUGUAUAUGUUAUAUACGUCUUUCAUAACUUGUGUCGCAGAACUGCACAAGUUAUAUAUCUCAAAGAAUACAAGACUAGUUUUGAAAUUUUGAUCAACUACUAUCACUCAUAGUAGGAAAUGCUUAGGUUUACAUUAUACGCAUAUGUUUAUGUGUGUUUGAAGGUUAAAUAAGACCUUUGAAAACUAUAAACCCACUAUUGUAGCAUGUUACAAUGAUAUAACAGA
Messenger RNA from Arabidopsis thaliana (thale cress), 790 nucleotides. Its product is annotated as DNA mismatch repair protein. Lineage: Eukaryota; Viridiplantae; Streptophyta; Magnoliopsida; Brassicales; Brassicaceae. The transcript has 2 exons. The record is from RefSeq and is marked reviewed. The coding region runs from base 126 to 350 and encodes 74 amino acids.